UCUAGAUAAAGACGAGCUGUAGAUAAGCCCUCGAAUUUUCUUGAUCACCUCAGCUUUUUCUGAACACUCUUUGAGCUCGAUCACGAUUUCUUCUCACUUUCUCCGUCAACAUGAACCGGUUCUUCAAGAACUCACUGACCCACCAUCUCUCUCUCGGCCUCAGGCAGGUCGGCACCAGAUUCAGGAACCGCCCUCGCGGUUUCGCUCGCUGGGGUGGCGGCGAUGGCGGCGAUCCCGAGCCAGAGUCGUGGAGAUCAAUGGAGGGUCUCGUCCGUUGCUCGGCCAAUUACGCCCCUCUUACUCCCAUCAGCUUCUUGGAGCGGUCGGCCAAGGUCUACAGGGACGCGACCUCGGUGGUGUACGGCGACGUGAAGUACACUUGGAGUGAGACUCACGAGCGGUGCCGUAGAGUGGCCUCUGCUCUGUCCCGGCUGGGAAUUUCCCGGGGCGAUGUGGUGGCCACCUUGGCUCCCAACGUCCCUGCAGUGUACGAGCUGCAUUUCGCGGUCCCCAUGGCUGGAGCGAUCCUCUGCACGCUCAAUGCCCGGCAUGACCCAUCCAUGUUGUCCAUACUUCUGAAACAUUCAAGAGCCAAGAUCAUUUUCGUGGACUGUCAGCUACUCGAAGUUGCUCGCUGCGCAAUUGAUAUGUUCAACAAGACAGAAACAGAACCCCCGAUUCUAGUCCUUAUUUCUGAAUCGGAUGGUUCUGUUCCUCUGCAUCCUUCAGGCAUUUGCGAGUAUGAAGGGCUCGUGGCCUCGGGGUCCGACGAUUUCGAGGUGCGCCGACCACGCAAUGAAUGGGAUCCUAUCAGCAUAAACUAUACUUCCGGGACGACAUCACAGCCCAAAGGAGUUGUCUAUAGCCAUAGAGGUGCGUAUCUAAAUUCGAUCGCGACAUUUCUUCUUCAUGAGAUGGGCUCGAUGCCGGUUUACCUGUGGACAGUGCCUAUGUUUCAUUGCAACGGAUGGUGCUUGACUUGGGGAGUUGCGGCACAAGGCGGCACCAACGUGUGCCUCCGAAAAGUCUCUCCAAAGGCAAUUUUUGAUAGUAUUGCUAUGCAUAACGUGACUCACAUGGGUGGAGCGCCGACUGUCUUGAAUAUGAUUGUUAACUCAGCGGUAGAUGAUCGACGGCCUCUUCCUUGCAAGGUGGAAAUCAUGACGGGCGGUUCGCCGCCGCCUCCACAAAUCCUAUUCAAGAUGGAAGAGCUCGGUUUCAGUGUGUCGCACUUGUAUGGCUUGACAGAAAUUUACGGUCCGGGGACGUACUGUGCGUGGAAGCCCGAGUGGGACUCUCUGCCCUCUGACCAAAGAUCAAAAAUCAAAGCUCGACAAGGGGUGCAACAUCUCGGCCUCGAGGAAGUCGACGUUAGAGAUCCAGUCACAAUGGAGAGCGUUCCUAGUGAUGGUAAAUCUCUAGGAGAGAUCAUGUUCAGAGGCAACACUGUCAUGAGCGGGUACUAUAAGAAUCAGGAAGCGACGGACAAGGUAUUCGAGGGCGGAUGGCUUCACAGUGGAGAUCUUGCAGUGAAGCAUCCCGAUGGCUACAUCGAAAUGAAAGAUCGUUUGAAAGACAUUAUAAUUUCGGGAGGAGAAAAUAUAAGCACCGUGGAGGUAGAGACAGCUCUGUACAGCCAUCCGGCAGUUCUAGAGGCCGCGGUGGUCGCGCGUCCCGAUAAUCAUUGGGGCCAAACGCCUUGCGCAUUCGUUAAGUUAAAGGAGGGAUGUGACGUCGAUGCUCAGGAGAUCAUAGGAUUUUGUCGAGAGCAUUUGCCUCAUUACAUGUCUCCUCGUACAGUCGUGUUCGAGGAUUUGCCUAGAACUUCGACUGGAAAGAUACAAAAGUUCAUUCUGAGGGAAAAAGCAAAGGCCAUGGGCAGUCUCUCAUGAACCAAGCAUUUCACAAUCUAUCCCCACACUUUAUGUGAUCAUUAUUAUGUAAUGUCUCACAAUUGACAGAUUUUCUCACAGUCGAUGGUUCACAAAAGGUUUUUGGAGGUGACUAAUUUGUGUUAUUCAUCAUUUUGACCCACAGAAUGGCGAAUACAGUUCAUGGGACCUAAGAAUAGGUAUAUCAAAUUGCUCUUCUGGUA
Molecule: messenger RNA, 2095 nt
Organism: Syzygium oleosum
Lineage: Eukaryota; Viridiplantae; Streptophyta; Magnoliopsida; Myrtales; Myrtaceae
Product: isovalerate--CoA ligase AAE2-like
Exons: 2
Coding region: 111-1892 (593 amino acids)
Source: RefSeq, a predicted model, not a curated record